Messenger RNA from Aphanomyces astaci, 1809 nucleotides. RefSeq lists its product as hypothetical. NCBI's taxonomy places the organism in Eukaryota, Oomycota, Saprolegniomycetes, Saprolegniales, Verrucalvaceae. Gene Ontology annotation, biological process: regulation of cell cycle. Bases 25 to 1671 code for a protein of 548 amino acids. The record is from RefSeq and is a predicted model, not a curated record. The transcript has 8 exons.
UUUGAUUCUGGCGCGCGGUAACACAUGGCCGAUGCUCCGCCACGCAGCGACGAGCCAUCCGUGAACGAUGCAGGUCCUAUCUCUCCCGUGGCAUCACAGCAGACGACGACACCCAUAUCGCCGCUGAAUCUGUCGUCCCACCGACAGCUCCAUGACACGUACAAGGUGAUCACGCCGGUGAACUCGCCCAAACGGGCGCCUCAACCAACGUCGGAGGUUGGAAGUCCCCAGAAUGCUGCCGCCGCUGCCACCCAGAAACGACCGAAUCUCCAUCUGAACUUGAGUGUGAUCAAGUCUGCUCCGUCUCGACCGCUCGUCCCUAGUGCUACAGGUCGCGUGAAAAAAGUCACGAGGGACAUCGCGGCGCUGGAUUUUCUCCAGAACAUCCCCAUGUCGUCCGAGUACUACAGUUCCGCAACCGACACCAACUACCUCAACUCCCCCGUCCCCCACGACGCGAACGACGCCGUCCUAUCCGACAACGAAGACGAGCAUGCGCUAGCUGGUCGCCGUCUUCCCGGUCCCGACUGCCAAGUGGUGCGCAUGCCGCCGUUGAUUCGGUAUCGCAUGACGACCAAGUAUCCCCCUGCCUCCGCGACCGUUCGACUCUGGGAAGGCAACAUGAACGAAGUCGGACUGGUGAAUUCGAGGAUAUUCCUCUCCAGCGGCAAGGGCUACCCCGUCGCCGUCACAUCUGUGAUCAAAUACAAUGGCAACCAAACCAAGGUCCGGCAUCCUUUUCGUGAGAAUAACGUGGUGGCGCCAUAUGAUUGGCGGGGAAAGUCCUACUUUCAGCUGCUGCAUGCGACAUGGAGCGCAUGUGACAAGGAUCGCGACGCCCAAGAUAAGCACCCCGUGGUACCGCCUUAUGAACCCAACUUUCUCGAUAAUCCAGAGUACCGCCAAGGACGACACAAGGAUGUGAUUCGCGGAGAUCGAAAACUCGGUCCUAUGGUCAGCAGUAUCCUCCGCUUUGUCAAACCAAACGAUUUGAAAGAGGAAUUAAACAAACAAUUUCGAGAAACCCAUACAUGGCUGCAUGACACUGACCUGAGUUUGAGCAAAAUCCGAAAUCUCAAACAAGAAGCACUGCUUAUGGGCCAGCGAAUUCACUUGGAUAUUUCGACUGUCGCCCUAGCCUGUGUUUAUUUUGAAAAAUUAGUGCUCGAAAACUAUGUGACCAAACCGAAUCGGAAACUGUACAUGUCUGCGUGCUUGAUCCUUGCGGUCAAGUUUAACGAACCUCGGGGCACGGACGAUCUUUUGAUUGUGGUCAAGAAACUAUUGGCCGAAGUCGACCGAGUGCACUCGAUUCCAUCAAGAGAAGUGCUUGCCGUGGAAUUUAAAGUGUACACAGAGCUCUCGUUUGCCCUUCACGUUCGAUUGGCGGACCUUCAGCCCCACUUCACGCGGCUGCUGAAAUGCAUGGAAAGCAACCCGCGCAAGUACUUGGGCGAAGACAUUUUCGAAUUUUAUUCCAAGUUGGUCCACGACGAAGCGACGAUAUUGUUACCACUGAACGAACAAGAAGAUGAUGAAACCGACGGGGAAAAUGUACUGAGCGACACAGAGGAAUUAGAACAAGACGGUCGUACCGAGUCUGGGCGGCAGUCGUCGCUAUUUCCGUGGAACCAAGUGUCGUUUGCCCAGUGGUGGAAAGAUCGCACGUGAAUAUGUCGACUAAUAUUGUAGUACUAGUACUAACUACCCUCUGUCCCAGUUAACUGUGAAUCACUCCAAGCGGCAUUAUGGAGAUACGAACUCGGUGGUGAUUGUCAGGAAUAUAUUUAAAUAUAUUCUCCGGUGGAA